Molecule: messenger RNA, 681 nt
Organism: Habropoda laboriosa
Lineage: Eukaryota; Metazoa; Arthropoda; Insecta; Hymenoptera; Apidae
Product: protein MEF2BNB homolog
Exons: 2
Coding region: 169-681 (170 amino acids)
Cellular component (GO): BORC complex
Source: RefSeq, a predicted model, not a curated record
CAUAAAUUGGGUUAAGUAUUUCGAGUAUGUUGUAAAGUAGUAAAACACUCUUGUCACAAACUCUUCUGGUGAUUGACAAGUAUAUUAAAUUCGAAAUUUCGUAUAUUACCCAUGAAACUUCUAAGUUUUUAGAUAAUUAAACUGAGUAUCAAUAUAGUAUUUUAUAUAAUGGCUGCAAAAGUGUAUCAACCGGACCAAGAAUUAGAGACGAAAGUUAAAAAAGCAACGGAGCGUAUAUCUGAAAAUAUGCACAUAGUGGCAAAUGAACCAUCUCUCGCAUUUUAUAGACUUCAAGAACAUGUAAGAAAGGCAUUACCUCCAAUGGUAGAAAAGCGUGUAGAAGUGCUUGCUCUUCAACAGCAACUUUUAGGCAGAUGUUAUGAUGUAGAGUAUGCUGUAAGUGCUAUUAAAACAAUGCAUGGUGCUGGGAAAAGUUUUGAGAACACUUUAGAAUUCAUCAAGAAUGCAAUAUUCUUUAAACAACAAUUGAAGUAUGAAGAACAACGUAGACACAAAAAGGAUGGAAAUAGGGAUUCUGUAUACAAAAGAUUAUCUGCACACAUUGCUACUUUAGAUCACUUGCCAGAUGAAAUAUCUGAUGUUGUAAGAGAAACUGCUAAUAGAGUAGAAUCAAUGAUGAAUCAUGCUAGAUAUUCUACAGAGGUACAAAAACCAAAUUGA